Molecule: messenger RNA, 1589 nt
Organism: Phaeodactylum tricornutum CCAP 1055/1
Lineage: Eukaryota; Bacillariophyta; Bacillariophyceae; Surirellales; Neidiaceae
Gene: HDR
Product: hydroxymethylbutenyl diphosphate reductase
Exons: 3
Coding region: 116-1492 (458 amino acids)
Biological process (GO): dimethylallyl diphosphate biosynthetic process; isopentenyl diphosphate biosynthetic process, methylerythritol phosphate pathway
Molecular function (GO): metal ion binding; 4-hydroxy-3-methylbut-2-enyl diphosphate reductase activity
Source: RefSeq, a predicted model, not a curated record
ACGAAACAACACCCAUUCCAGGACGAUUUGGUUGCCUUGUUUGUUGUUAUUCCGUAGACUUGCUUUUCACGAAACAGAGACACCCGACACCACCAUCGAAUAGAAGUUGCUUAUCAUGAGAUUUGCCUCUUCAGCCGUCGUGUUCAUGGCUGUAGCUUCUACAGUCACUGCCUUCCAGCAGACUGCUUUCAAGCCGUCGCGUAUUUCCAUCGUCGUGCAACAAUCGACAUCCGCAACUGAAGCUGAGGAAAAGCGGGCUACAAAGAAAGAGGAACGCUUGCGCAUGAUGAAGUCCGAUCGCUUCCAUCGCCGAGGAUUCAAGGAAGUCCGCGAGGGAGUCGAAAGUAACAUGGAAGAUCAAUUCCAGUCGCCAAUUGUCAAUAGUUUGCGUACCAGCAACUUUGUGAUGGAUAGAGAUGGUGUCAAGGUGUAUCUUGCAAAAGAUUUUGGAUUUUGUUGGGGCGUUGAACGAUCCAUUGCUUUAGCGUACGAAGCUGCGGAACACUUUCCGGAUCGCAAACUUCACAUCACGAAUGAGCUUAUCCACAACCCCGAGGUAAACGAAAACUUAAAGGCAAAAAACGUUCAGUUCAUUGAGAAGCUCGGAGAUGGGACAAAAAACUUUGCGUCGGUUCAGGAUGGUGAUGUCGUAAUUCUUCCAGCUUUCGGCGCUUCGUUCGAAGAAAUGGAUUACUUUGACAAAAAGAAUGUUGAAAUUGUGGACACUACAUGUCCUUGGGUCUCUAAGGUUUGGAACACAGUCGAUAAGCAUCAGAAGCAAGGUCUGACAUCUGUGAUUCACGGGAAGUAUGCGCACGAAGAAACUGUUGCGACCACGUCCUUCUGCGAAGACUUCAUCUGCGUAAAAAAUUUCAAAGAGGCAGAAAUGGUCGCAAAUUAUAUUCUCAACGGAGGGGACAAGGACGCAUUCAUGAAGCAUUUCGAAAAUGCUGUUAGUGAGGGAUUCGAUCCUGAUAAACACCUCGAGAAGGUCGGUCUUGCUAACCAGACUACAAUGUACAAGAAAGAAACGCGUGCUAUUGGACAGCUUUUUCAAAAGACAAUGAUGAAAAAAUUUGGACCGGUGAAGUCGAAGGAGCAUUACAUGGAAUUUGACACGAUCUGCGACGCUACUCAGGAACGGCAAGACGCAAUUCACGACAUGGUGGAAAGCGCUCAAAAGGAUGGCUUGGACUUCAUUCUUGUGAUUGGUGGUUGGGAUUCUUCUAAUACUGCGCAUUUGCUUGAGAUUCCGGUUCAUGCUGGAAUCCGCGCCUUCCACAUCAACCGUGCAGAGUGCAUUGGUGCGGACAAUACGAUUACUCAUCGAACGGUCGAUGGGGAGAUUGUGACGACUCAAUUGUUGGAAGACAUGGACAAGGAAGUUGUUAUGGGCGUGACUUCAGGAGCAUCAACACCGGAUGCCGCAGUCCAGGAUUCUCUGAGCCAAAUCUUUUUGUUGAAAAAGAUGUACGACGAGAGCAAGAAAUAGUACCGAGUCGCUAACUUCCCACUUCGGCGAUCAAUUCCUUACCAUGCACGCAAAGGGAAUAGAUAAUGAAUGUAUAGUACAACUGAAACUUUGUUGU